UGUUCACUUAACAGAAAACAAAAAUAGUGAAACUAACACAAAAUGGGAACACCCUUCAAGCCAAUACCAAGCACAAGAAGAAGCACAUACUAUAGACUAGAAACCAAGAACUUAUCUUACAAAUUGUGCAGCCAAUUUGAUGAGUUUAGAAGGCUUUGUUUCGGGUCGAAUCGGAGGAGGAGGAGCAGCGCAGGGAAAUACAUUUUGAAGGAUGUUACUUGUGAAGCAAGGCCAGGGGAGUUGACAGCCAUUGCUGGCCAUAGUGGAGCUGGAAAAACCACCCUGCUUGAAAUCCUUGCUGGGAGAAUAUCUCCCGGCAGAGUUUCCGGCCAAUUGCUGGUGAAUCAUCGGGAGAUGGAUCCGAACCGGUUCAGAAGAAUUUCAGGUCAUGUGACACAGGAAGAUGCUCUGUUUCCAUGUCUUACAGUGAGAGAGACACUCAUGUAUAGUGCUAUGCUGAGGCUUCCCGGGGGCAGAAAAGUGGCUGCUACAAGAGUUGAGGAGUUGAUGAAGGAGCUUGGGUUGGAUCAUGUUGCGGAUUCAAGAAUUGGUGAUGGAUCAAGCCAUGGAAUUUCGGGUGGCGAAAGGAGGAGAGUCUCUAUUGGUGCUGAUUUAGUUCAUGACCCUGCAGUUAUCUUGAUUGAUGAACCAACUUCAGGGUUGGAUUCUGCUUCAGCUCUUAAUGUAAUCUCAUUGCUUAGACUAAUGGCAUUCAAUCAAGGAAAGACUAUUGUUCUGACUAUCCACCAACCUGGUUUUCGCAUCUUGGAGCUUCUUGAUGGCCUCAUUUUGCUCGCGGAUGGAUUCGUCGUGCACAAUGGUUCCUUGAGUCUUCUUGAGGCUAGGCUCAGGUUAUCCGGCCAUCAAAUUCCGCGUCGCGUCAAUGUCCUUGAAUAUGCACUUGAUGUCAUGGAAAGCUUGGUUAUUCAUACAUCAUCAGAGUCUGAGGACAAUCAAUAUCUUCUUAGAGACAGAGAGUAUGAAGAUCACAGGAUGAGAAUGCAUUGUUCCAAGAUUGCUAAAGAAAAGGCUCUCUUGUACUCCAAUUCUCCUAUGGAAGAGAUUCUAAUCUUAGGAAGAAGAUUUUGCAGCAACAUAUUCAGAACUAAGCAACUCUUUCUCACCAGAGUUAUACAAGCCUUAGUAGCUGGAUUCAUUCUUGGAACUAUAUUCUUGAAUACAGGUAACAAGCAAGGUCAAUUAGCAUUGCAAACGCGAAGCGGCUUCUUCGCUUUCAGCCUUACCUUUCUGUUAUCUUCCACCACAGAAGGCUUGCCAAUUUUCUUGGAAGAGAGAAGAACUUUGAUGAGAGAGACCUCAAGAGGAGCUUAUAGAGUUUCUUCCUAUGUUCUUGCAAAUACACUUGUUUUUCUUCCUUUCCUUCUAAUGGUUUGUGUUCUAUAUACCACCCCGGUUUAUUGGCUUGUAGGAUUAAGGAAAGACAUUGAUGCAUUCCUCUACUUCUCUCUAGUUGUUUGGUUGGUCCUCCUCAUGUCGAACUCUCUUGUGGCGUGUUUCAGCGCUCUUGUGCCGAAUUUCAUCCUUGGAAACUCAGUGAUCGCAGGCCUAAUGGGGUCUUUCUUUCUGUUUUCGGGGUAUUUCAUAUCGAAGGAGAAGAUGCCUAGCUACUGGAUUUUUAUGCACUAUUUGAGUUUAUUCAAAUACCCUUUUGAGUGUCUUAUGAUAAAUGAGUAUGGAGAAGAGCAAGGAAGAAGAAGAUGCCUAGAAACUAGGAAUGGAGAAUGCAUAUUGCAUGGAGUUGAGUUCUUAGAACAACAGGGUUUGAAGGAGUCAAAAAAGUGGACCAAUUUGGUUGUAAUGUUGGGGUUCAUAAUAGGGUAUAGAGUUCUUUGCUUUUGUAUUCUUUGGUUCAGAUGUUACAGAACCAGAAACUGAAAUCAGGUUUACCACAAAUUAUUAGGUGCUAAUUACAACCAUU
Molecule: messenger RNA, 1939 nt
Organism: Arachis duranensis
Lineage: Eukaryota; Viridiplantae; Streptophyta; Magnoliopsida; Fabales; Fabaceae
Product: ABC transporter G family member 10
Exons: 1
Coding region: 43-1896 (617 amino acids)
Cellular component (GO): membrane
Molecular function (GO): ABC-type transporter activity; ATP hydrolysis activity; ATP binding
Source: RefSeq, a predicted model, not a curated record